Messenger RNA from Neopelma chrysocephalum (saffron-crested tyrant-manakin), 621 nucleotides. RefSeq lists its product as uncharacterized. Lineage: Eukaryota; Metazoa; Chordata; Aves; Passeriformes; Pipridae. The annotation marks the transcript as partial. The transcript is spliced from 5 exons. The record is from RefSeq and is a predicted model, not a curated record.
AUGGCUGAGCAGAGUGGCAAAGGCGGAGAGGGGCGGCUGCACAGGAGGAGCCACCUCCCAAAGCGCCCGUGUCCCCUCCCGGGCUGGGAGCUGUGUCGUGUCUCGCGCUCCUUCUGCCGCAGCAUCGCCGUCAGCCUGCUCCCGCGGCUCAGCAGGGAAGAGCCCCUGUGGGAACUGCCUGCCCUGGCAUUCCUGGUGGAGGUGCUGCACUGCCUGAACCCCAGACAAUGUGGGCUCAGCGUCCUGCAGAUUAUUUCAAGGCGUCUGCGCAGGGAGUGCCCCGAGAGGCGUCGCCUGGCGCUCCGAGGCCUGGUGGUGAUCAGCAAGGCUCCUGCACUGGCUAAGAGCAUCUGGAGCCUGAAUGAAAGCCUCCUGGAGCUACUGCAGGAUGCAGAUACAGACGCGGUUGAGAUGACCCUCUCUGCGUUGAUCAAUGUGCUGCACUUGAAAAUCAUGCAAAUAUCCAGCCCCACUGCCCUGAAGUUACUUGAGGCACUGCGGCCACUCUUUGACAAUGUGAUGGAAGUGACAGAGAGGAGCAAAAGCCUAAAGCCACACGUCUACCUGAGGCUGGUGCCAUUCUACUUCAACUGGCACGAUGAGAACCAGCGUGUGGCAGAG